AUGGACGACGAGGGGUCGGUGGAGAUCGAGGAACUCUUCGCUCUGCUCAACCAAAGGCAGGAAACGGGAGGCGAGGCUGAAGGGCACGGGCCCAACGAAGAAGGCGCGGGUCGUGAUGGAGUUGGUGCUAGCCCCGAUCAGAACGUUCGACCAAUCAACGAGGUGACGUCUUCCGGCAUGUUUGGGCUGGACGGACCGCCAGACGUGGCGGAUGUCGAGAAGCUGCGGUUUGCCUGUGACGCUGUUGGCGCAGGUGCCGACGACGGCCGCGCGGGCCCGAGAACGUGGGUCGGAUCCUCGGUGGGGGGGGGUCGAGGGCGUGGCGACGAUGGCAGUGAGCCAUACAUUCGAGUCUCGCGGGGGGAUGAGUUUGCCGACUCCUUUGAGACGUCCUUCUUCGCCAGAACGUUCCCGACCCUGUUCCCAUUUGGCGUUGGGGGACCAAGAGCUGCUGAGGCAGGGGCGGCAGCGGGAGACAUCGUAUCCUCCCGAAGCUUGAACCUCCGGAUUUGGGCCGACAUCGUGCUCCGGCGCCAUGGUGGCCGGUUUGCGUUGCACCACAUAUUUGCAUUUCUCGUCUUCAACAUGGGGGUGCGGUCGAGGAACCGCCGCGUCAGCAUGCUGAGUGUGGCGAGGAAGGACUUCGGCAAGGUCGAGCGCGUUGCCCGCUCGAUGACCGCGCAAAGGAGCUUCUCAGGAGCCUCUCGCUGUACGGCCACCGGCAACCCAUGUCGAGAGGUUCGGCUCAAUAUGCGGCGGAAAAUCCAGUCGCUCAUCGUUGGCUACGGCGUUCCGGCCAUCUGGUUCACCAUCAACCCAAACGACAUUACGAACCCGGUGAAGCUGCGACUGGCGGCAUAUCGGACACGCGAUCCCGGCGCGGCCGAGGAGUUCCUAGAAGGCCUUGGGAGUGCGUACAAGCGGACAAGGCUGGCCAUGUCCGAUCCGAUGAGCGCCGCCGUAUUCUUCCACCGGGAGAUGAAGCUGUUCUUCGAUCAUUACGUGAAGGUCGGAGAAGACUCGAUGCUUGCCGACAUCCACGGGGAGGAUCAGGCGGCGUAUCGCGAGCGAAUCAUACGAUACGUCGAUAGUGUCUUCUCCGAGGAUCUGGAUCAGGAAGGGUUCUGCGCCGUGCAAGCGGAGCGAUCUGUGACGUCCGAUAUUUCCUCCCUGCUGGACAACACCGAGCAGUUUUCGGCCGCAUUUGACGAGGAGGCCAACUUCUGUGCCGGCGCUACACAGGUUCACACGCAUAGCCCGACCUGUGUCAAGUAUUCCUUGGGCAAAGGAGCGCGGAAAGGGAAUCCAUGCCGGUUUAAGUCUCCAUGGAGGUUGGUCGACAAGACCGCCAUCACGGCAGACGGGGUGUUGCAGAUCCGGAGGACUCACAGCAUGGUCAAUCGAUGGAACAAGGCUAUCGCUGUUGGGCUCCGGCACAACCACGACAUUUCCUUCAUUGCGACGCAGCGCAAGACCAUGGCCCUUAUGUAUUAUGUCACGAACUACGCGACGAAGGUGGAGGACCCGGUGUGGAAGCGUGUGGCGGCCGCGGCCGAUCUCCUGGCCGCCUCAACGGGUGACGGCACGGCCAACGGAGGACAGGACGACGGUGGAGGUGCUGUCGAGGUCGUCGCUCAUCUUCUUGGAUAUCCGGCCGAGUUCACCAACAGCAGCGCCUGGGCGUACCUGAACACAUCUCUGCUGUACUGGGAAGUCUUUCGACGGUGGCCGUAUCUCCGACGAGCAAGUGGCGCGGCGGCCAUAGAUGAUACUCUGGAUGAGUCGGUGCUCAGGCGGCCGGGCAAGCAUGCUACCGUCUGCCUCGAUGGCUACCUGAGCAAGGACUUCGGCCACAACGACGACGAGGAGUCGUGCCACCGGAGCAUCUGGGAGCGGGCGCGAGAGGCGCUGGCCCCGAGAAUAUCAUGUCUCGUCGACAACGUGCAGCUGCUUCGACGAUCAGCCGAAGACGCAAAGCGCGACGCCAAGCAAUGGGCGGCCUCAUCCGGCGAUGGCGAUUCCACGGUCGCCCACGUCGAGGAGGGCGAGACAGGCGAGGCGGGCGCAGAAUUUGCAGCGACGUAUCGGUCCAACAACAUCGGAGACGCAACGCGCCUGAUCGACGUCGUCCGAGGCGCAGUGGGCACGAAUCAGGUGACGGCCAAGUCGCCGGAGCUCAUGGCAAUGAUGCGGCAGCUCUGUCGAUUCCAGCAAUCGGCGCUCUGCUCAACGGCCGAGCUCGAGGCCAUCGCGAUUCCCGAACAAGGGUUGAGGUGCAUAAGCAUGCCAGGGCGGGUAUUUUCCGGGGCCGCACUACCGCCGCAGGAUCAGGUCAAGGCUAUCAAGUCGCAGCAGAUAAUCGCAGUCCGGGAAAGCGAUCGCCGAGCUGCGUUGGAGGGUGAUGACCGGCUUCGGGAGGACGACGUCGAAAUGACGACAGCCGACUCCGACGAGACGGCUAGCGACGCAGAAGCGGGAAUGCGCGUCCAGUUUGGCCCAUCGACCUCCUUCUUCGCGGCGGGCAAGGAGUUGUCAACACGGCUAACGCUGAACAAGAGGCAGUCGAUCGCUUUCCUAAUAAUAUGCCGCCAGCUCGAUUUGAUGCGACAAACGAAUAGGGCGAUGCCGGCCAGCUCUGCCAGCUCGUCGGCGGCGAGGGGGCACCGGCAAGUCGCGGAUCAUUGGGGCACUCGUCGAGCUGUUCAGUGGGAAGAGCCUUUCGAAUCGUCUGCUGAUCACGGCGACGUCAGGGACUGCCGCGGCGCAGAUCAACGGCAUCACGAUCCACCCGCCUGCGGGUUCACUAAAGACCAAGGGCGGGCGGCGCGAACACAGCCAAGGACCUUGACGGGAAAGAUUUCGGGGAUCCCCAUCGUCCUCUUCUGCGGAGACUUUCAGCAGUUCCGGCCGGUCCAAGAGAGGUCGAUCGUCCUGCCGAGCGCGGCCAUCUCGUGGGACGUAGACAACUCGUUCAAGGCCGAGCAGCGGCACCAGCACGACAAAGCGCACGCGCUGUGGAAGAGAUUCACGACGGUCGUCAUGUUGAACGAGCAAAUGCGCGCCGCCGGGAUCCGGAAUUGCAGGGGCUGCUGA
Messenger RNA from Hirsutella rhossiliensis, 3093 nucleotides. Its product is annotated as PIF1 protein. The record is from RefSeq and is a predicted model, not a curated record. The transcript has 10 exons. NCBI's taxonomy places the organism in Eukaryota, Fungi, Ascomycota, Sordariomycetes, Hypocreales, Ophiocordycipitaceae. The coding region runs from base 1 to 3093 and encodes 1030 amino acids.